UUCUGCGCGCCGCGAACAAGAAGGACCGUGCUGUAUUUUUCCUCGUCCGUUCAAAUUAUUCGUGGCUUGCUAAAGCCCAAAGCCCAUCAUCCUUGGAUUAUCGCCCGCCGGUAGCAACAUGUCGUUCAUUGCUCGAAAUGUGGCCAGAACGCUGGUGCAGGCAUCAUGCCGUGGCAUCCAUUCGACAACCGUAGCUCAAAACCCGCGUCAGGGAAAAAGCGAAGGACGCAUUACCUGCACUCUGAUCCCCGGUGAUGGUGUCGGCCCGGAGCUGGUGUACUCGGUGCAGGAAGUGUUCAAGGCAGCCGACGUACCGGUCGACUUCGAGGCGUUCUUCCUGUCGGAGGUGAACCCGACCUUGAGUGCACCGCUCGAGGAUGUCGUGCGAUCGAUUAACAAGAACAAGGUAUGCCUAAAGGGUAUUUUGGCGACACCCGACUUUAGCCGCACCGGAGAGUUGGAAACGCUCAACAUGAAGCUGCGCAAUGAGCUCGAUCUGUAUGCAAACGUUGUGCACGUCGUGAGUCUGGAGGGCGUCCAUACGCGACACAAGGGCAUCGAUGCGGUCGUCAUUCGUGAGCAGACGGAGGGUGAGUAUUCAGCGCUGGAACACGAAGCCGUGCCCGGUGUGAUUGAAUGCCUGAAGGUUAUUACCGCGCAGAAGUCGGCUCGCAUUGCCAAGUUUGCCUUUGACUAUGCGACCAAGCACAACCGCAAGAAGGUCACCUGCGUCCACAAGGCAAACAUCAUGAAGCUGGGCGACGGUUUGUUCAUGAGGAAAUGUGAACAGAUCGGCAAACUUUAUCCGAGAAUUCAGUUCGAGAAGAUGAUCGUCGACAACACGACGAUGCAACUGGUGAGCAAUCCGAAUCAGUUCGAUGUGAUGGUCGCACCGAACCUGUACGGCAACAUUAUCGAUAACAUCGCGUCCGGAUUGGUCGGCGGUGCCGGUGUUGUAGCUGGUGCUUCAUAUUCUGCGGAGCAUGCCGUCUUUGAGCCGGGUGCACGACACACGUUCGCCGAGGGUGUUGGUAAGAACAUUGCCAACCCAACGGCAAUGCUGCUGUGCUCAUCGAAGAUGUUGCGCCACGUGAAUUUGCUGCCAUACAGCCAAAUGAUUUUCCAGGCCGUGCAGAAUGUACUGCGCGCCGGUAAGGUCCGCACCAAGGAUCUCGGUGGUCAGAACACGACCAACGAGUUCACCCAGGCUGUUAUUCACAAUCUGCGAUAAGCUGUGCCACCGCGUCAAAACAAACUCCCCACAGAUGCAACUUACAUCCUCAAAUCCCCAAAGAACGGUCCGAUUGUGGGGAGUUAUGGUCUAAAACGGAGCUCAGAACGGAUCGAUCUAUAUCCUCAGCCUGAAAGUACCAUCAUCCUCUGCGUUGGAGUCUGUAUGCUGAGCAACACGAUCGUACUUUGUUGCCGAUCUUUCUUUUCAGUAUCUUUCCCGCUUUAACUUAUUUGUUUCCCCGUUUUUACUCCGAUUUCUUCACCGCCCCAAAACAAAACAAAACGAAUGCAAAUGGCGCUGAUAGAGACUACCUAGUGAAAGAUUGUUUGUAAAACAACGGUUAGCCCUAUUUAUUGAACCUACCAAAGUAGAGAAGCUAGCAAAGCACCCUUGAAAGGACGCUUCCCUGCAGAUCGACGAUCAGUCAGGCGAUUGCAGGAUCAGACUACGUCGAGAGUAUUAAACGGAAAUUUAGACACACCUCUCUUGAAACCCCGACGAGAAGGUCGACAUCCGGCCGCUGUAUGUUUCUAGUGAAAAUGACGAGUCAUCGAAUAAUAAUAAAUAAAUCACGCAAGUGUACCCGGUUGGUAAAGCAA
This is a messenger RNA of Anopheles moucheti, 1833 nucleotides long. RefSeq names its product isocitrate dehydrogenase [NAD] subunit beta, mitochondrial (gene Idh3b). Bases 119 to 1231 code for a protein of 370 amino acids. The record is from RefSeq and is a predicted model, not a curated record. NCBI's taxonomy places the organism in Eukaryota, Metazoa, Arthropoda, Insecta, Diptera, Culicidae. Gene Ontology annotation, molecular function: magnesium ion binding; NAD binding; oxidoreductase activity, acting on the CH-OH group of donors, NAD or NADP as acceptor. Gene Ontology annotation, biological process: tricarboxylic acid cycle; isocitrate metabolic process. Gene Ontology annotation, cellular component: mitochondrion. The transcript has 5 exons.